Messenger RNA from Paramecium pentaurelia, 688 nucleotides. NCBI's taxonomy places the organism in Eukaryota, Ciliophora, Oligohymenophorea, Peniculida, Parameciidae. The record is from the annotation of a GenBank genome assembly.
CAAUGGCUUCCUAAAAUAAACCACCUUAAACUCGUCAAUUGACUAAACCUAAAUGUAUUUAUCUUAUUUUAAGCUACUAGUUGACAAACUCAGUGAAGUCAAACCAGGAAUUCACGGAUAUAAUACCUACGUCAAAGUAAGACUCAAAUAUCUAAAAAUUUUUAGAUUGAAGAUAUCAAGAAAGAACAAAUCAAAAGAUAUGACGGAUCUACUUUGGUUGUGGCUGAAGGUUUGGCCGGAGAUGACACAGGAGUCAUUAGAUUCAGAGUUGUUGGAGAAUAUGCCAACUAACUUGAAAAGGGUAAAUGUUAUGCAUGGAGAAACGGAUUGUCUGAAGUCGUUUAAGAAAGACACAGACUCUCACUUGAUUAAUUUGGACGCAUAACUCCUGAAAAAGUAAAUUAAGCAAUUUAUAUUUCAGGAUGAUUUAGUUGUUGUCAACUAAAAUGGCAAGAAAUACUCAGAUAUUGAAUAUGUGAGAAAGGAUGCCAGACCAAACACAAACAGAAGAGACAACAGAGAUAACAGAGACAACAGAGAUAACAGAGAUAACAGAGACAAUAGAGAUAACAGAGACAAUAGAGAUAACAGAGAUAACAGAGAUAACAGAGAAAAUAGAGGACAAGGAUAAAGAAGACCUUAAGGUAAUAGAGGCAACAGAGGAGGAAAUUAAAAGAGAGAUUGAGUU